UCCCUCGCUCCAGUAUUAUGUAGCUUUUUUCCUUCUCUCUCCCUUCUGUCUUCUAUUUCUGUGUUUGAAUGGAGAAGCUGGGUUCCCCAGGACCUGCACAGCCCUUGCAGGGUGAAGGGCCCGUUGCUGGGGUUUCUGUUGCCAAGACUGCAGGGGUUGUGGGAGAUGAGGAGGCGACACUGGCCAGCUCAAAACUGUUCCGGUGUGCGUGUGUGAGACGCUGGCUACCACUGGCCUACAGAGAAGAACUUUACCAAGUCUUGCUGCUCACAGGCCCACUGCUGCUGUCUCGGAUUCUGCACUUUCUCCUGCAGUUUGUUAUCAGCAUAUUCUGUGGUCACAUUGGCAAUGCUGAACUGGCUGGAUAUGCACUGGCCACAGCGACUGUUAACGUGACCACAUCUGCAACAGGCUAUGGCCUCGCUCUGGCUUGUGACACACUUAUUUCUCAGACAUACGGCGGUAAGAACAUGAAACGUGUGGGAGUUAUUCUACAGCGGAGUUCACUGAUCCUGCUGCUGUUUUGUGUGCCAUGCUGGGGUCUUCUCAUAAACUCUCAGAACCUACUGCUCCUCAUGCACCAAGAGGAAGAGGUGGCGAGAAUUGCCCAGCUCUAUGUGAUGGUAUUUCUACCAGCUGUUCCAGCCAUGUUCCUGUACCAGCUUCAGGUUUCCUACCUGCAAAACCAAGGGAUCAUUCUGCCUCAGAUGUACACAGCAGCAGCAGCAAACAUCCUUAACUUAUUAUUCAACUAUGUGUUAAUCUUCAGCCUCGAAAUGGGCGUCACUGGAUCAGCAAUUGCUAGCAGCCUCUCUCAGAUCACCAUCUGCCUGCUGUUGUUUGGCUACAUCAGGUGGAAGAAGCUCCAUUUGCAGACGUGGGGAGGUUGGACCACUGACUGUCUGCAGGAAUGGGGCUCUUAUAUGAAGCUGGCUAUCCCCAGUGCAUUUAUGAUCUGCUUUGAAUGGUGGAUCUGGGAGGUUGGAGGUUUCCUUGCCGGUUUACUUGGUGAAGUGGAUCUGGCUGCCCAGCACAUCAUGGUGGAAAUUGGAGCGAUAACAUACAUGUUUCCUUUAGGUGUCCAUGCAGCUGCCUGUGUGCGUGUUGGGAAUGCUCUUGGGGCUGGAGACACAGAGAGAGUCAAAGUCACCUGUAAAGUGGCCCUAGCUCUGUCAGGAGUUCUUGCUGUGUUCCAGGGUAUUGUCCUCGCAGGCUCUAAGUCGGUGAUUGGCUACAUAUUCACUUCUGAUCCCAACAUUGUGGAGAUUGUGUCAGAGAGCCUCACAGUCUACAUCUUUGUACAAUUCUUCGAUGCACUUCUGUGUGUCUGCGCAGGGAUUCUUAUAGGAUCUGGGAUGCAGAAAAUUGCUGCCUUCACCAACUUGGUGGGUUACUACUGCAUUGGCCUGCCAGUGGGAAUAGCUCUGAUGUUUAAGGCCAAGCUGAGGAUAUUAGGCUUGUGGCUGGGUAUCGCUAUAUGUUCCUUCAUUCAGACGGGCUUCUUUCUUUUUCUGAUCUUUAAACUCAACUGGAAAAAAGUCACAUACAAGGCUCAAAAGCGAGCUGGGACAAAAGCACUGGCGACACCAAAAUGUUCUGUAUUGACGAAUGAAGCGAUGCUGCCGGGCCUUCCCGACACAGCCCAGUUGAACAGCGAAGGAGCUUCUAAAAACAAAGACUACAACAGUGUCAGUACCCAGGAUGAGGAGCUGAAAGUGGAUCAUGUGGGCAACAAUAUUAACACAGGAGAGGCUGAGAAGGACGCAGAGCAGAGCAAAAACACCAAACCUGUGAAGCUGCUCUCUGUCAAUCAGCUGAUCUUGCGUAGGGGAUUAACCCUCUUGGUUACAGUUCUUAUUUUGGCUGUAGGUGUUGCUUUCCACAUUGCUUUUCCUCCUCCAGAGCCCAGCGCUCAAGGCUGGGCCAAUGUCACCCUGAACUUCACCAGUGAUUCCACUCCUACACCACUGGCCUCACUAAACCUGACCCAAAACGUCUGAGUUAUCUUUGAUCUCCAAAUGCAGACAACUGAAAUGCUGAAUUCCUCCGUAGUUGCACAUAUUCUCUUAAACUUGGGCUAUUAUUUUUUAAAGCCACCUGGAAUGGCCUGAUGGUUAUAUUUUUGUAGAGAAACAUGUAUAAGUUAUGAUGUUAAGCAUCAUAAGACUGAAACUGGCAGGAAGAACGAAGGUCUUGCUACAAAGAUCACGUUUUCCUGCAGAUAGUUUAAUUUUUCAAUGAAUUAUUGACUUGAUUUACAUCUUGCACUGUGAAAGACAUAUUCUUGCUUACUGACCUAAAAUCAUUUUCUUGUCUUUUAACUUUAAGAUUGACUGUACAUAUCUGAUGUAAAAUUUGCAUUUGUGCAUAUAAAUGUGUAAUACACAGUGUAACUGUAUGAGCAGGUGAUACAUCACUAUUGCACUGUCUUUACUGUAUAACUGUUACUCUGUCUUGGUAGUCUUCAGGACAGAGGUGAUUGAUAAAUAAUAAGCUGGUAACUUUAUAUUAAUAUAUGUACUGUGGUAGCACACUGAUCAAUAAAAAAAAUACGUUUAAA
Messenger RNA from Amphiprion ocellaris (clown anemonefish), 2560 nucleotides. RefSeq names its product solute carrier family 47 member 1 (gene slc47a1). The coding region runs from base 69 to 2000 and encodes 643 amino acids. Gene Ontology annotation, cellular component: membrane. Gene Ontology annotation, biological process: xenobiotic detoxification by transmembrane export across the plasma membrane. Gene Ontology annotation, molecular function: antiporter activity; xenobiotic transmembrane transporter activity. The transcript is spliced from 17 exons. NCBI's taxonomy places the organism in Eukaryota, Metazoa, Chordata, Actinopteri, Pomacentridae. The record is from RefSeq and is a predicted model, not a curated record.